Molecule: messenger RNA, 1530 nt
Organism: Oldenlandia corymbosa var. corymbosa
Lineage: Eukaryota; Viridiplantae; Streptophyta; Magnoliopsida; Gentianales; Rubiaceae
Source: the annotation of a GenBank genome assembly
AUGGAUCUAUGGGUUGUAGCAGCAGCUGCUGGUGCUGGAUAUUUGGGAAAAUACUGGCAAAAUUCAUCACUGAGUGAAAAAGAAAGAUUAUUACUAUCAUCUUCCAAACUUUCAACCCACAGAUCAUUAGAGUCUUGGAAAUUUCUGCAGCAAAUUAGAGAGAAGACUUGCCCUUUGAAAAGAUUGGCCCGAGAAAAGGCAUAUGAAGGAGUUUUCCAAGGUCAGAAUUAUUUGUUUGAUCAGAAUGAGUUUGAUGGUGAUCCUGAUUUAGCAGCAUUUGCAAGUGCUUCUACUAGUGACCGAGUUAAGAUGGUGGAAGACUUCAGAGCUCGAUGGUUAAAAAGUUUCCAAAAGAUCAGUGCAAAGAAGAGCUCUCUACACAACACAGAGCCUUCUUCAUCUUGUGGUUUUUGCAAGAAAAAAUUACACAAAAACAGAUCCUCCAAAGCGACUGCUCUUGGAAAGGCGGAAGAAUAUAGGCGUGUUUUACUUGGAACAAUGGCCACUGAAGAAAGCCAAGUGGAAGAGAGUUUAUGGCCUAAUAUUGCUGAAGACCCCUUAAGAAGGACGUCUAGUUAUAAUGCAUUGGACCUGAGGGAAGACACUCGGAGAGUAUCUGCUAGUAAUUCAUUUGAUUCAUGGGAAGAUCUUUCAAGGAGGAGUAUCAGCUGUGAUGAAAUCUGUACAUGUUUAAGCACUUCAUCAACUAACGACGACACAGAAUAUGUCGAGGUGCUAGAGCCGGGAGCAGAAACUCAGGGAAAGGAGAUCGAUGAAGCAGUUCAAUUGCCAGGGAAAUCCAAUGAUUUGCUGCUGUUCUUGGUCGGAUUGACUAUUGGCAUGCUCCCAACUGCAGCAUCAAGCAAAAGAGAAAUGCAAAAGAUGAAUGAGAAAUUAGAAGAGGCCAUGACUCUGGUUCAAGACUUAAAAGAGGAGCUUGAUAUGAACGAAAAUUUCACUGUCAAAGAGCUCAUGUGCAAUGGUUCUGAGUCUCCCAGCUCAAAAACUCCCUCUUUAUUCAAUCAGAAACUUUCUUUGUCGAUCUCUCAACAAGAACCCCAGCAAGUAACUAGUGAUAGCAGAAAAUUGGCUGAUGAUGAAAAGUCAGAGAAUGCCCUUUUAAUGAGUAGAAUUGAGGCAGAGCUCGAAGCUGAACUGGAGAGACUGCAAAUGAGCAUGGAUCUUGAAAGAAGAUCCAACUUCGCUCAGCUUGAUGUACAAUCCGAAGGUUACAGAAUUGGAAGCAUCAAGACAAAUGCAUUUAACAGACAAUAUGACUCUGAUACAGAGUCAGAUGAAGCAAGUGACAAUAUGACUAGGCCUCCAAACUAUGCAGUUUCCCCUCGUGAACUAAGUAUCCGUUUGCAUGAGUUAAUAGAAUCCCAGCUUGAAGCGCGCAUCAAGGAGCUCGAAACAGCUCUCCAAAACAACCAACACAGGUUCCAUUCUCCUGAAUCCCAACGGGAUACUUCUAUCAGCGUCGAUGAGUAUAACAAUACAGAAUCCCCAGCAACUCCAGAAGACUGGUGA